This is a messenger RNA of Aspergillus puulaauensis, 1155 nucleotides long. RefSeq names its product mitochondrial 37S ribosomal protein mS35 (gene RSM24). The transcript has 2 exons. Gene Ontology annotation, molecular function: structural constituent of ribosome. The record is from RefSeq and is a predicted model, not a curated record. Gene Ontology annotation, cellular component: mitochondrial small ribosomal subunit. The coding region runs from base 1 to 1155 and encodes 384 amino acids. Gene Ontology annotation, biological process: mitochondrial translation. Lineage: Eukaryota; Fungi; Ascomycota; Eurotiomycetes; Eurotiales; Aspergillaceae.
AUGGCCUUAUUCGCAAGGUCGCUGGGCCGUUCCGCCCGGCUAAUGGCCCGGAGAGCCCCAAUCGCCAUCCCAUACCGUCCUUUUUCCGCCUCAGCUCCGACAUUCUUGCCCGAAGACCCCCCCGACCCCGUUCCUCAGCGAGAUCCUCGCCCCGAAGACCUGCCGCCUGCGCCAGAGUACUCGCCGGAUCUGCUGGCUCCGGAGGAGCGGUCGAUGUAUGAUUUGAUGUCUCCGGAAGAACGCCAACAAUUCGAUGCCGAACAGAGCAAACUUGUGGCACAAUAUAACGACCCUGCAAGGCGAAAGGCCAUGUUUGCGGAUAUUGAACAGGUAGUGAACGAUGUAAAUAAGCGGGAGCCUUUUCGAUUUACGGACCCCCCAGGAAAAGUCCGUGGUUUCUGGACAAGGAAUGAAGAUGAUGAAUUCGGUAUUGUUGAAGAUCAGGACGAUUUCUACGACGACGAAAUCACCUCCGCGGCUCACGCCGAGGUUGAGCUGCAUCGGGAAGUCAGAGAAUAUGCUCGGAUUGCUGCGUGGGACAUGCCACUUCUAAGUAAACUAGCCAAGCCCUUCACUCUUCCACCAGAAACCCACAUCCUCCGCUUCCGUUACACCACAUAUAUGGGCGAAUCCCACCCUGCAGAAAACAAAGUCGUUGUCGAACUAUCCACGGCCGACCUUGUCCCCAAGCACCUCACCGAACAGCAGCGCCUAACCUUCCAGAAGCUCGUCGGUCCGCGCUUCAACCCAGACACGGAUAUUGUCCGCAUGUCCUGCGAGAAGUUCAGCACCCGCGCCCAGAAUAAGCGCUACCUAGGAGACAUCGUCAACACCCUACUCAAGGAAGCGAAAGAAGGCGACUCAUUCGCAGACAUCCCCAUCGACAUCCGCCACCACAAGCCAAAGAAGAGACACCAUUUCCCGGAGUCAUGGGUCAUGACACAGGAACGCAAGAAGCAACUUGAGGCCAACCGUGCCGAGCAAAAGCGUCUUGAGCAAGAAAGGCAGGCUGUCGUGGAUGGAAACUCGGUCAUCGCAGAGGCUGUUCAAGCUCUCCCAUCUCUAAACCCCGCCCUGAAGGCUCAUGCGACUGCAGAGCGUGAGAAGGUUGCUGUGAAAGUCGGAGGUAAAGGUCAGAAGAAGAAGUUACGCUAG